Anoplopoma fimbria (sablefish) is the source of this 1047-nucleotide messenger RNA. RefSeq names its product gremlin 1b (gene grem1b). The record is from RefSeq and is a predicted model, not a curated record. The coding region runs from base 90 to 641 and encodes 183 amino acids. Gene Ontology annotation, biological process: animal organ morphogenesis. The transcript has 2 exons. Gene Ontology annotation, molecular function: BMP binding; receptor ligand activity. NCBI's taxonomy places the organism in Eukaryota, Metazoa, Chordata, Actinopteri, Perciformes, Anoplopomatidae.
GUCAGACAGCAGUAGGUGCUUCGGAAGGUGCCGCAGAGGACUGACGGGAUCACAUCAGAGGCGCUUAUAGCAGCGGAGGCUCAAACAGGAUGGCCAGCUCAACGCGUAUCUUCUGCAGUAUGGUUUUCAUCAUCGGGCUGCUCUCCUCUCUCGCGGAUUCCAAAAGAAACCGAGGUUCACAAGGCGCCAUCCCUCACCCUGACAAGAGCAACCGGAACCAAUCGGAGCAGCAAACUCAGCCUCCGCAGGCGGGCUCCGGGUCGUCCCGGCAGAGGCAGGGCUCCUCCACGCCGGCCGACGAGGUGCUGGAGUCCAGCCAGGAAGCGCUGCACGUGACGGAGCGCCAGUAUUUGAAACGGGACUGGUGCAAGACGCAGCCGCUCAAGCAGACCAUCCACGAGGAGGGCUGCGUCAGCCGCACCAUCAUCAACCGCUUCUGCUACGGGCAGUGCAACUCCUUCUACAUCCCCAGGCACAUCCGCAAGGAGGAGGGGGCCUUCCAGUCCUGCUCGUUUUGCAAGCCGAAGCGGUUCACCACCAUGACCUUCACUCUGAACUGUCCGGACCAGCAGCCGCCCACCAAGAAGAAACGCAUCCAGCGCGUCAAACAGUGCCGCUGCAUCUCCAUCGACCUGGACUAAAUACACGUGUGUGUGUGUGUGUGUGUGUGUGUGUGUGUGUGUGGUUUUUCUGAGCCGUAAUCCUCGCGGACAGGAUUGUCACACGUGGCUGUCACCCCCAUCUAGCAGGAAUCGGUCCGUGAAGGCGUCUUACGUUCUUCUGUAGGCUACGAUGACUCUCUUCUUGCACAAAGUGUGAACACAUAUGGACAUGCAAUUUAUAAAGCGACGUUGAGCCGCUCAGCGAACAUUGUACUCCUCACCAGUUAGACAACGUUUUGAAGACAAGCAUCACUGCACGGGAACGCGGACUUGGAGCGGGCACGCGGACUUGGAGCGGGCACGUUUUACGCACGGCUGUGCUCCCCUCCAGAGGACCAUAACAGUUUAUUUAAUACAUCAAGGCGCUUAUUGCGACAGGAAAACA